Messenger RNA from Porites lobata, 4269 nucleotides. Lineage: Eukaryota; Metazoa; Cnidaria; Anthozoa; Scleractinia; Poritidae. The record is from the annotation of a GenBank genome assembly.
GCUAAGACUAUAAACAGUGGGUUGCUGUAGCUGCUUCUUGUCGUCCUAAUUUGGUGAAUUUAUCUGGCAAAAUGAAGGAGAACGUCUUUCUCUUUAUCCCUAACUUAAUUGGUAAGUAUUCGUGGUUCUUUUAGGUAAGAUGAGUUGAUUGUUAUAGCGGUGUUCCAAAAUGACAGCUGUUCGGAGCAGAUUUCAAAGCAACAAUGACCGAUCAGUGGUGCGAUCCACACCGAUGUACAGAUCCUAAGCUAAAUGAACGAUUCGUUUCUCGUAGGUUAUGCAAGAAUCGUAUUGGCUAUCCUGUCGUUUUAUUUUAUGCCAACCGACUAUAUCGUCGCUACAAUUAUGUACCUACUCAGUGGUUUACUUGAUGCAUUCGACGGACAUGCAGCACGAUACUUUAAUCAAAGUGAGUCUCUAGUGUUUUCUUUCGCAGUUGGUGUUAGCUUAAGUGCGUGCUCAAGAGGUUUAACAGUAUUACAGUGGAGUUAAACCAAUAGGGUGUGUGGAAGGUGCCUGGUCAAAUGGAAGGAGCCGCAAGGGAUCAGGGGAGCGCGGAAGGAAACCAUGACAACCCUUCUGAUAAACUGCUAGAUUCUCAUGCUAUAUUUGCCUUGCAAGUGUUUGUGAAUCAAAAAGAGAAUUGGAAUAUAAAUAUAUAGGAGUCACUUGAGGCCUCACAUUUCACACACUCCCUUAUAUGGUACUAUCUUGUCCACAAUUAUUCAAGGUAUUAUUUAUAAAAAGCUAUGAUGUGAUACUUAUUUACAGGUACAAAGUUUGGUGCAAUGCUGGAUAUGCUAACGGACAGGUAAUUGACUCAUGGAUUACCGUAAACGACCUCAUAAACACUCGGGGUAUCUAUUUAAUAUAAGGGUCCAAGCUGAGGUGUUUAAUAGAUAGGAGAUUUUAAAAGAGAGAGACGUUUAUUCUCAGAAAACUGUAAAAAGGUCAACAAAAAAUAUCAAGACAGUUCAAAAAUAGGGGAAUAGCUACUCCAUCUUGAUACGUCUAGGCUGUCUAGAGAUCCCUAUCGCUUUUUUUAAAUCCCAGCAUCGAUAUCGGAAAUUAUAUCCUUGCUCACACUUAUUGUGUUGCCAUUGUUAGAGUCUAUCAUUUCUUUGAACUUGAUGUUGAACAAGAUGAAGAUUAUACAAAACCAUGUUAAUCAAACAAGAAACUGAAUGAAUUGAAUGACUUUAAUGUUCCUCUUUGCUAAUUCCUGAUAUUUUGGAGUAAUUCUCAUUUGGGGGUAUCUAUUAGACAGGGGCCGUUUAUUAGAAAGGGCUGUCUAAUACAAUAUUAUUGUAUUAGACAAACAAUUGAACAGCUGGCGGGGAAGGGGGCAUUAUUUUUUAUUAGGUCAAUUAUGGUACUGGCACAAUAAUAAAGGUUUUUUCCCUAAUAUGGUGGGGAAAUGUGGGGAGGGGAGGUGGGUUAUGGGGGUGGGGUAUGGGUUAUUGGCAUGGGGUCUUGAGUUUAUACCAUUAAGUUAGUAUUGUUGUCUCCUUAAUCAGUAAAUCUUUGGGUAAAAAUGAUGAAAAUUGUACUAAUUUAAAUAAGACUUUGAAGGCUCCUUUAAGCUUUUGUUGAAUUAUGGCUUACCACAAUGAAGCAAGUAUGAUUAUCCUGCUUCUCAAUUUGUUUUUUCCAGCUAGUCAAAAUGACUUUCAGACUAGUACAUGCUACAGAUUGAUUGCCUAAAGGGCAAGCUGUAAAACUGACUUUCUUUGCACCCAGCUAAUAUAUACAGUCACAUACCUUUUCUUAUUCAAACACUAGUAUUGCACGAGUACUCUGCAUAAAGAUUUUUGGGCAGCUUUAGCAGAGGGCAUAUGCAUUGUUAGCUCCCAAUCUCUCCAUAUGUGUAAAAAAAAAAACUGUUACUGAUUUAUAACUGUUGACCUUGUUUCAUGUUGAGGCAACAUCUAGAGUUGUACAUUUUUGUCUUAAAUUUAAAUAGCAGCAACAGAUUCAGAUGUUUUGCUUUUGUAACAUUACCAUUUGCAUAAAUUUUAACUCAAUAAUUUCAAAUUUCAGAUGUGUUACCACAGCAUUGCUUGUAAUACUGGGCCUUUUUUAUCCAAAGUACAUUUUCAUUUUUCAAAUGCUUAUCUGCCUGGAUAUUGCUAGUCACUGGAUCCAUGUGCAAAGGUAAGUACCUUUAUCUCUGUAAUAAGUCCCCUCCCCCUUUCCCUCUCUCUGCUAGGCUGAGGCAUUCACGGGGGUUUCCAGUGGUGCCAACAGCUGACCUUCAUGUGCUUCCAAGCUUUUCAGUCCUGUGCCAAAGUAUGAAUUUUGUGAGAAAGGGGGGAUUUUCUGGAUUGAUUAGCUUUGCAGCAUAUUUUCCGUCCACCAGGUCUGGCUUUACCAUGUGUUGGGUGGUACAGAAUGUAUUUAGAAAUAGGGUCCCCGUGGAAGACAAUGGCCCAGGAAUCUGAUCUGUUGGGCUUUAAAUAACUGAUUGGGAAAGGGGGACUGUUUCCGUUCUAUUAUAGACUUCCUCAUUGCUAACAUGAUCAGUAUAAGAAACGCCAAUCUGUAUGAUUCUUAAGACUGGUUUAGGGCUUAUUUAUAGAGAGAUUAUCGUAUUAUAGUGUAAAGACCUUUCCAAUGGACCAUGUAUUUGUACAUAAUGUGAAUGUAUUAGGAUGUUUGGAUGAGAAGAAUAAAUUUAUUUGAUUGGUUGAAUUGAAGACUUACUUAUUACCUCUGGAUGGCAAAAUUAAUACCAUGAUAAGGCAGGGCAGAGUGGGGGUAUUAUUUUUCAUUUUUUGGGAUUCAUGAGAAUUAUUGUGGUUAUUCAUCAUUCACAUUGUACUGUCAACAACAUUUUCUUGUAAAAAGAUGAUUUAAGCCAUAAUUGAUGCAGGAAAUUUUUGGUGAUUUUCUUUUUUUCUUUUUCUUUAGUUCUUUACUGAAAGGUGGAGCAAGCCACAAGAAAAUUGAUCUGUCAGGCAACUUCUUUCUUAGGAUUUACUACCACUCAAGGGUAAUGCAAACUGUUGUUGAGCACAGAUUAACCAAUUCUUUGCCUUUGUCUUUGCAACUUACAGUACGACAAACUCAACUGAUGCUUUAAUAUUUAAGCACAUGCUCUUAUUGUUGAUUGACAAAAGUCAGACUCUUUUGUUUUGAAUGUGACCUGUGAUUGGCCAACAUUUUAACACUGGUUAAUAGUUUCUUGAUUUGAUACAGAUUUUUUUUGUCUAGGUGGUACUUUUUAUUAUGUGUGCAGGAAAUGAGUUGUUUUUCUGUAUGUUGUACUUGCUUCAUUUUACCUCAGGACCAAUUUGUAAGUACUACUAUAAUAAUUUGUUUGUUUCCAGUUCACUUAUGCAAACAACAUUGCUUAAAACACCCAACACUUGUGUUCCCUAGACUGGUUGUGUUGUCGAAAAUAACCAUACUCAUCCUUCAGAGGGUCAAAUGACCAUUUUGAGGGGGGAGGGGGUCUUACAGGGCAAAAGUCCAAAGCCAUACUAGAAUUUCCAGUGGUGUUUUUUUUUGGGGGGGGGGGGGGGGGGGGGGGUGAGGAGGGGGUUGUUCAGAGUUAUUCCAAAAACUUCUAUGUGUGGGGCUGGGAUAUUUUCUAGAACAACACAAUACGGUAAAAUUAUGUAAAAGGUUGUGUAGUGAUCAGAGUUAUUAUCUGGAUCUGCUCUAUGUAUUCUGAAAUUUAUAAAAGGCCUUACAUUGAAUGAUUUAGUGGGAGUCCUACAAUCUUAGGUGUGCUUCCCCUAAUGAUGAGAAUACUGUGGAGCCCUGAAUUUAUUAUUAUAAUUUAUUUUCCCGUAAUAUUAUUGCUUUGAAAUAAGUGACCCUUCCAGCCCUGAGAGAGGAAGUCAUUGCAGCAGGGUGACUGAAAAUGUGGCCUUUUUUUCAGUGUCUAUUGGAGGUGUCAAGUUUGGCAUAUGGGCUGCCUUAGCAUGGCUGACUCUCCCCAUCUGUUUUCUCAAGCAAGUAAUUAGUGUCAUUCAACUGAUGGUAGCAUGCAUCAAUACAGCCCGCUUGGAUGAGAGUGAACGAGAACGCGUGAACAAAUGACUAGCAAUGGAGGCUGGGGAAUCAAAUGAAAUGCUGCUACAAUGAACAUGUACAGACUGACAUCAGUUUUAUUUAAAAGCUCUUGCUGGAAAUGUGAAAGCUAACCUUUGUGAUUAACCCAGCCUUCAAGGUACUGACUGUAGAAUUAAUGUAGGAGGAUCCCCAACAGGGUCCUUCAAUCCUGUAAUCCCAUAUGAGGUAAAUACUUUAGUAAGCAUAAAU